Molecule: messenger RNA, 1635 nt
Organism: Candida albicans SC5314
Lineage: Eukaryota; Fungi; Ascomycota; Pichiomycetes; Serinales; Debaryomycetaceae
Gene: HSX11
Product: Hsx11p
Exons: 1
Coding region: 1-1635 (544 amino acids)
Biological process (GO): glucosylceramide biosynthetic process
Cellular component (GO): membrane
Molecular function (GO): ceramide glucosyltransferase activity
Source: RefSeq, a predicted model, not a curated record
AUGGUUCAAGAAGAAUUAUCCUUAUUUAGGAUUACCACGGGGUAUUUUUUUCUACUAUGGUAUAUAAUUAUCCUUGUGGCAGCUUACAGUGGAUUUUUCGAAAUUUUGUUCAAUUUUAGAAAUCGGCCAAUAUUACAUACAAAACAACAAGCUAAUCACCAAAAUGACCCUGAGAGUGAUGAUGAGGAAAUAUAUGAAGGAGUAACAAUUAUACGACCAAUCAAAGGUAUAGAUCCAGAGUUGACAUCGUGUUUAGAAUCUUCAUUCUGUCAAAAUUAUCCAAGAAGUAAAUUACAGAUUUUGUUUUGUGUUGAUGAUCCGAAUGAUCCUUCAAUUCCUAUAAUUCAAAAAUUGAUAGCAAAAUACCCAACAGUUGAUGCCCAAAUUUUAACAAGUGAAAGUUAUAACUCUCAAACGAAAACCAGUGAUGACCAUUAUGGACCUAAUCCAAAAGUUAAUAAUUUAGCAAAGGGGUUCGUUCAUGCCAAAUAUGAUAUUUUGUGGGUGAUGGAUAGUAAUGUUUGGGCAAGUUCUAAUAUUUUGAAAAAUUCCGUAAUUUCAUUGAAUGGUAAUUUAAAUAUGUCGAGAAAAAUGGGACAAUCUAGACCAGUGAAACUAGUUCAUCAUGUACCAUUAGCGUUAAGUAUCAAUAAUACAACCAGAAGUGAUGAUUUCAUUGGUGGUCAAGAUUUAGAAAUUACAGCUAUGACCCCUGUUCCUUCAUCUGAAUCCCUUAAUUCACAAUUAGUGAAACGCAAACUGUCACCGAAAUCUAACAAUUCUUUGAAUGUCCAUCCAGGUUUUACAUAUUCAAAGUUUUCAAAGAAAUUGGGGGCUGAACUUGAUGAAAUGUUUUUACACACCUCCCAUUCCAAAUUUUAUGUGCUGUUGAAUAAUUUAGCAGUGGCACCAUGUGUUAAUGGAAAAUCUAACAUUUAUCGCCGUUCAGAUUUGGAUCAAUCAGUUAGAUUAAUUCCUCAUAAGGACUCUCCAUUUUUUAAAGACCCUAAAGUGAAACAAGAUGCAGGGUAUUAUACUUCGUUAGGCGUUGGACAUGCAAUUAAGUUUUUCGCAAGAUACAUUGGAGAAGACAAUAUGAUUGGGAUUGCACUUUGGGAAAAUACUCAAGGAAGAACCGGAUUAACUGGAGAUGUGGUUGUGCAACCGUAUAGUGGGUCAGAAAAUAAUGCCGUUAAAGAUUAUAUUCAAAGAAGAGUAAGAUGGCUUAGAGUCAGAAAAUAUAUGGUUUUGUUAGCAACGUUGAUUGAACCAACUACUGAGUCGAUUAUCUGUGGCAUCUAUGGUACUUAUGCCAUUUCAACUGUUUUUUUCGGUACUUGGUUCAAUAAGUACUGGUUUGUUAUGCAUAUGCUUAUAUGGAUGUUGACAGAUUAUGUACAGUAUCACACAUUGAUAAACCAUACAUUGGAUGUUAAAAAUAUCACUUACUUACCUAAUUGGUUAAAUGAGUCCAUCCCACCUAAACAAAGAAACUGUUUGCAAUGGGGAUACAUUUGGAUACUAAGAGAAUUGUUGGCAUUACCUAUUUGGAUAAUUGCGAUGAUAGGACAUGAAAUCGAUUGGAGGGGAAGACCGUUUAGGAUUAAGAAAGAUUUAACUGCUGAAGAAAUGUGA